AUACACAAAGGAGAGAGAGAGCUUCAAUAUAACCAACAAUGGCGGUCUCCAGAAGUUUAUUAGCUAUCUCAGCAUCACUAAUCAUUCUAUCAUUCUUUCUCUGUGUGACAAUAGCUCACGAAACAGAGGAGCUAAAGUCUCAGAACUCGACUAAUUCAUCAAUGGCUGAUAAGUUAAGUGACGGUGCAUGGAACGAACACGCCGUUAAAACCCCAGAAGAAGUUGCUGCAAUGGUCGAUAUGACUAUAAGGAACAGUACGGAGCGGAGGAAGUUAGGAUUCUUCUCUUGCGCCACCGGAAAUCCAAUCGACGACUGUUGGCGAUGUGAUCGGAAAUGGCAUCUCCGGCGAAAACGUCUUGCGAAUUGCGCAAUCGGUUUCGGUCGUAACGCAGUCGGAGGUCGCGACGGUCGUUACUACGUCGUCACCGAUCCAUCUGACAACGACGCGGUUAACCCUAGACCGGGAACGCUUCGACACGCCGUGAUUCAGGAUCGUCCCUUAUGGAUCGUCUUCAAGCGCGACAUGGUGAUCACUCUGAAGCAGGAGCUGAUCAUGAACAGCUUCAAGACCAUCGACGGAAGAGGCGUGAGCGUCGCGAUCGCAGGAGGCGCGUGUAUCACGAUCCAGUUCGUGACGAACAUCAUCAUCCACGGGAUUAAUAUCCAUGAUUGUAGACGGACCGGUAACGCCAUGGUGAGAAGCUCGCCGUCGCAUUACGGGUGGAGAACAAUGGCGGACGGAGACGCGAUCUCGAUUUUCGGGUCGAGUCAUAUUUGGAUUGAUCAUAAUUCUUUGUCAAACUGUGCCGAUGGGUUGGUUGAUGCGGUUAUGGGAUCUACUGCUAUUACAAUCUCCAAUAACUAUUUCACUCACCACAAUGAGGUUAUGUUGAUGGGGCAUAGUGAUUCUUACACCAGAGAUAAGGUGAUGCAAGUGACCAUAGCAUACAACCAUUUUGGGGAGGGGCUUAUACAGAGAAUGCCAAGGUGUAGGCACGGUUAUUUCCACGUUGUAAACAACGAUUACACUCACUGGGUUAUGUAUGCAAUUGGUGGAAGUGCUAACCCUACCAUCAACAGUCAAGGCAAUCGAUUCCUUGCCCCGGCAAACCCUUUUGCCAAAGAGGUGACUAAGAGAGUAGGUUCAUGGCAAGGAGAAUGGAAGCGAUGGAACUGGAGAUCGCAGGGAGACCUAUUGCUCAACGGUGCCUACUUCACUAAAUCAGGAGCUGCUGCUCCUGCAAGCUAUGCCAGAGCCUCUAGCUUGGGAGCUAAACCAUCUUCCAUUGUAGGUAUGCUUACUUACAGCUCAGGUGCCCUUAAAUGCAGGAUCGGUAUGAGGUGUUAGCUAAUUGUAUAAUCUUCAAAACCAAGACCGAGGAAGAUAACUGAAUAGCCAAGGGAAACAAAGAAGAAAAUGAACUUGUUUUCUUCGUUCCCGUAUCAUUGUUUUCUCUUCUUUUUUUUUCUUUCUUCUCUAUUACCAUCUUAGAUUCCUCACUGCUUCCACUCGUCAACCUGGGCCAGCUUUCGUGAGCCACAGUGUUGUUCGAAUCCAAAUUGUAGUACAGUGCAUUCUUCAUUACACUUUUGGUGUAUUAUCAUUGUAUCAUAUAUUCUUCUAUCAAUGUAACGCUUUUUUUUAA
Eutrema salsugineum is the source of this 1647-nucleotide messenger RNA. Its product is annotated as probable pectate lyase 10. Gene Ontology annotation, molecular function: pectate lyase activity. The coding region runs from base 39 to 1349 and encodes 436 amino acids. The record is from RefSeq and is a predicted model, not a curated record. NCBI's taxonomy places the organism in Eukaryota, Viridiplantae, Streptophyta, Magnoliopsida, Brassicales, Brassicaceae. The transcript is spliced from 7 exons.